AUGAGUGAGCAGCGUCCUGAUAAAUUUGAGCCCAUUUUGAUGGAUGAGGAGAUCCUGAAGGAAGCAAUAGAGAAGAAUCGUCCUAAAGAUGCGGCUGGGCGUACUGUCAAGGUGGAGGGAGUCACCUUUAAUGAUAUUCCUACACUAUGUCUGCAAUUCAGAAGCAUCCUGAAGAUUGACCACCUUUGGGAAUUCACAUGCUUAACCAAACUUGAAUUGAACAACAACCUCAUAAAGAAGAUUGAGGGUCUGGACUGUCUGCUUAAUCUGACAUGGCUCAAUCUGUCGUUCAAUAGCAUCGAGAAAAUUGAGGGUCUGGAGUCUCUGCGGAAGCUAGAAGUGCUGAAUUUGUCCAACAACCGAAUCACUGUGAUUGAAAACAUGGACACACUUGAGAGUCUAACUCUUUUCUGCCUUAAAAACAACCUCCUCGGACAGUUGGACAAUGUGCUCUAUCUCACGAAGUUUAAGAACCUCUUCACCCUCAACCUAUGUGGUAAUCCUGUCUCUAAGGAGGAUGAUUUCAAAGUUUUCAUUACUGCCUACUUCCCAAACAUGAAGUUCCUAGACUACCGAUAUAUUGAUGAGAAGACAAAAAAGGAGGCAUCUAUAAAAUACCACUACGUCCUUGAGAAAAUCAAACGUGAUGGCUUGCAGGCGCAACAAGCUGCUGAAGCUACACAAAGACAGGAAGCUGAACUACAAUUACACCACGAUGCAUUUGUGGAGUUCUUGAAUGGGUCUUAUCUGUUUAAAGACAUGCUCAAAGAUGAUCUAGAGGCAGACAAACUACACCACCUGCCAGGAGUGGCUACUCUGCUUCACGCGUUUGAGCAUCAAAUGGUGGAGCUGUGUAUGCAGCUAUUUGAAAUAGGCCUGGCUGAGCAUAAGCGGAGACAAACAGAGGUGAACUCCUUCUUCAGUGGUCACUCUGAAGCUGUGCCGCACUACCAGCACAAAGCAUCACAAAUAUUGGUAAACUUUGAGCAGCAAAACAAAGAGAGAUUAGAAGAGAUGCAGCACUUAACAGAACCAGAACUACUGAAGCUCAAGGUCAAUCAAUGCAAUGAUGAAAUCAACCUACUCUGUAACAACCUUACCAUGCUGGAUUUUCAGCUGGUCAGCCAGCUGGAGGAUAUCACCAAAAAGUUUGACAUCAACAUCUCAGAAAUGGUUGGGAGCUUCAGUGAAACAGCUCAAGGGAUAUUUGCCCAAUGUCGAGAUCUGGAAGAUAACUAUAAUGAGAAGGUGAGAGAGAUUGCUGUAGCCACUCUGGAGAAAGUAGCCAAGGGCAGCACAGAGGGCAUGCCAGAUGAUGUUAGAAUGCUGUUUACAGACAAAGACACCGUGAUGGAUGCACUGACCUCCGGCCACGAUAACCACCUGAUGAAGAUCAAUGACCGAGAGACUCGGUUGGUUACAUGUGUCAAUGCCUGGAAAGUGGCCCUCGUUAAAGGGAUUCAAGACAAAGAACUUAAGCGGAGCCGCAUGCGCAUCUCAGGCAUCCACCGAUAUAUGGACUAUUUGAGGGAGCAGUUAGAAGAGCUCCAGUAG
Messenger RNA from Scomber scombrus (Atlantic mackerel), 1554 nucleotides. It is a transcript of the gene drc3, whose product is annotated as dynein regulatory complex subunit 3. Bases 1 to 1554 code for a protein of 517 amino acids. The record is from RefSeq and is a predicted model, not a curated record. The transcript has 12 exons. Gene Ontology annotation, molecular function: protein binding. Lineage: Eukaryota; Metazoa; Chordata; Actinopteri; Scombriformes; Scombridae.